GAAAUUUCUUUUCGUUGUCGUCGGAUGUGUUUUGAAAACGUUGUCUCAAAGAGUAGAGUACACUUCUUUUUAUUAUUUUUUAUUUUAUUUUUCCCUACAUAUUUAACAUCGGGCAUUAAUCAGAAAGUUUUAUUUUUAUUUUUAUUAUUUUUAUGCUGUUGUUCAGAAACUUCUUUAUUGUUUAACGAGAAAAAUUCUCUUCCAACCACGUUUGGUGCGGUGUGUGGAUUAAGAAAAAUUGUGUAGAAGGUAUAACACACGGUGGUGAAUGUCAUUAAUUUUAGCUAAAAUUGCUUCUUUAAAACCAAUAAAAUUUUAAUAAAUUGAAAAAAAUAAAUAAAAUUUAACAAAGUGAGUGAGAACGUAAAACAAAUUAUCAAAAUAACUCGGAAAUUUUUUGCCAACUCUAAAAUGUUCUGUUAAUAAAUUUAAAUAUUUCGGUGAUUGUAACAAUAUACCAACAACAACAAAAACAACAAAAUAAUAGUCUUAUGUAAAUUUCAUUUUGUGGCAUUAAACGACAAGAAAUAAGAACAGAACAUUGUCAACGCAUUACGUCAAUUAUGAUAGCGAUAUUGAAUUUGCGAUAAAGACUUAAAGUGAACGACGACGAAUUCGUUUAUAUACUUAUCAGCCACAUAAUAAUAUCAACAACUAAAGACUUAUGGUAUAACAAACAAAAGAAAAUGGGUUUUUCAUCACUGCUUCAAGGAAGGGCAGCUCACGAAGCCCUUUUAGUGCGUCAAGAUGCCGAACUUCGUCUAUUGGAUACUAUGAAACGAUGCUUAACGCAAAAAGUAAAAUGUGAUAAAGAAUAUGCAAUUGCAUUAACAGCCGCCUCACAGCAAGGACUCAAAAUCGAUCGGGCCGAUGAUCUGCAAGGAAGUCUCAUAACAAAAGCAUGGCGUGCAAUAAUGGAAGAAUGGGAUCAAACAGCAAAACAACUUAAAUCCAAAGCCGAAUUACUCGAAUCGGUUUGCCAAGAUAAGCUAACACAUUUAUAUCAAGACAAACGAAAGGCACGAAAAACAUAUCAAGAGGAACAUAGUAAAAUUGCCGCUCAAUUUACAACUUUGACAGAGGAGGUGGCAAAGAAAAAGGUGGAAUAUCAAAAACACUUAGAAUACUACAAAGUCCUGCGGUCUCGAUUCGAAGAGCAUUACAUCAAAUCGGGUCGUGGUGGCCGAAAACUAGACGAUGUUCGAGAUAAAUAUCAAAAAGCGUGCAGGAAAUUACAUUUAGCCCACAACGAAUAUGUGCUGCUAAUUAGUGAGGCGAUCGAAGUAGAAAAAGACUUUAGAACAAUAUUGCUUCCAGGUUUAUUGGAACAUCAACAAUCAAUCCAAGAAAAUUUUAUAGCCGACUGGAAAAACAUAUUGCUCGAUGCCUCCAGACAUGGUGAUUUUACGGCGGACAAAUUUCAAGAGAUUCAAAGGCGAAUCGAAUCAAACUUGCAAAAUGUUAAUCCGGCUGAAGAAUACAGGGAGUUUACAGAAAAACACAAAACAUCUCCAGCUGCCCCAGUGAUAUUCCAAUUCGAUCAAUCUCUCAUCGAAGACAAAGAUUCGUUAGGCAAUAAGCUACAACCAAAUUCGCUUACCGUUGACAAUUUAACCGUCGAUUGGUUACGAUUGCGGUUAACCGAAUUUGAGUCGUCAAUAAAGGAGUGCCAAGAGAAACAAACCAAACUAAUGGAGAACGGAACAACAACGUCGCCAUUAACGCCCGUAAUUAAUGGGGUUAAUGGCGGUAGUAAAGAUAUGAACAAACAAUCAAAAGACUUAAAUACACUGCGAUGCCAAGAACGACAGAUGCUCAAAUUGGCCGACAUGAUAAAGACUGCACUGAAUGAAGUUGGAUGUGAAGAAUUGCCAUCCGGUUGUGAUGACUUGUCAGUCGAUCAGGGUUUUAUCGAAAACAAUGUGAGCUUAGAUCAACCGGACCACCAUAACUCAUCAUUCUUUCUACAAAAAGGGGCUGAGGUAAUAUCCAUGAUCAAAGCUCCAUUUAAACGAAAAUCGGCACCAAUCAGUUCGAGUCAAUCUGCCACAUCAAGCUCGCCAAAAACAAUGCCACGCCGACGUGGCUGUUCGGUGACUCGUUCUGUUAGUCUGGGAUCAUCGAUGACUCUUGCCACAAAUCGUCCGCUCUACGAAGAAGAAUGGUUCCAUGGUGUUCUGCCGCGCGAAGAAGUUGUGCGACUGUUAAAGAACGAAGGCGAUUUUUUGGUGCGAGAAACAAUACGGAACGAAGAAAGUCAAAUAGUAUUAAGCGUUUGCUGGAAUGGCCAUAAGCAUUUCAUUGUGCAAAUCACAGCCGAUGGGCAUUAUCGCUUCGAAGGUCCCGCUUUUCCCAGUAUUCAAGAGCUAAUUAUGCAUCAACAUCAAUCCGAAGCACCGGUGACCGGUCGAUCCGGUGCUGUAUUAAAGAAACCGGUACUUCGCGAACGAUGGGAAUUGAGUAAUGACGAUGUGAUACUACAAGAUAAGAUUGGACGAGGAAAUUUUGGUGAUGUGUACAAGGCUCGAUUAAAAUCGUCGAAGAAACAGGUUGCCGUAAAAACGUGUCGAAUGACUCUGCCUGAAGAACAAAAACGAAAAUUCCUUCAGGAGGGACGAAUUUUAAAACAGUACGAUCAUCCGAACAUUGUUAAAUUGAUUGGCAUUUGCGUCCAGAAGCAGCCCAUUAUGAUUGUCAUGGAGCUGGUACCUGGCGGAUCCUUGUUAAAUUAUCUACGAAAAAAUGCUACCACAUUGAACACCAAACAGUUGAUGAGUAUGUGCCGGGAUGCUGCAUCUGGUAUGCGAUACUUGGAAUCGAAAAAUUGCAUCCAUCGUGACUUGGCUGCGCGCAAUUGUCUGAUUGGCUACGAGAAUAUUGUUAAAAUAUCAGACUUUGGCAUGUCUCGUGAGGAGGAAGAGUAUAUAGUAUCUGAUGGCAUGAAACAAAUUCCAAUCAAAUGGACUGCGCCGGAAGCCUUGAAUUUCGGAAAAUACACAUCACUUUGUGACGUUUGGUCGUACGGGAUAUUGAUGUGGGAAAUAUUUACAGGAGGCGAUACACCGUAUACGGGAAUGAGUAAUUCAAGAGCAAGGGAGCGAAUUGAUUCAGGUUAUCGGAUGCCAGCACCGGACAAUACUCCACAAGAAAUGCAUAGGCUUAUGUUGAAAUGCUGGUCAUACGAGCCGGAAGCAAGACCACAUUUCGAGGAAAUUUACAAUGUUGUUGAGGCUCUAUUGGCACGGGAGAUGUAACAGAGUUUGUCAACAAUUCCACAAUUUUAUCAUCGCAUGUUUUGUUACGAGCUAAAGUGUCCGCGAAAUACAAAAAAUAAAUCGAAAGAUCGAUAGCUGCAACAGCACAUUUUUCUGUUUUUAUUCA
This is a messenger RNA of Bradysia coprophila, 3381 nucleotides long. It is a transcript of the gene FER, whose product is annotated as tyrosine-protein kinase Fer. Gene Ontology annotation, biological process: peptidyl-tyrosine phosphorylation. The record is from RefSeq and is a predicted model, not a curated record. Gene Ontology annotation, molecular function: non-membrane spanning protein tyrosine kinase activity; ATP binding. NCBI's taxonomy places the organism in Eukaryota, Metazoa, Arthropoda, Insecta, Diptera, Sciaridae.